AUGGCUGAAGAAAACAGCCCUGUGACUAGCCAACACUCCAAAAAACAUGCCCCAGCUUUAACCCAUUUCCAAGGCCAUUGGUGUCUAUCUCAGCUUGUUCCAAAUGUAAUAUCCUUCCAAAAACACUUCCAAGCUCUUGACGAUGACAUUGUUUUAGCCAGCAAGCCAAAAACUGGAACGACAUGGUUGAAAUCCUUGGCCUUCAGCAUCAUGAACCGCAACCGUUUCACUCUCUCCGACAGCCCCUUGAAUUCAUCAAACCCUCACGACCUUGUUCCCUACUUUGAAAUGACUUUGUAUAAAGAUGGUCAAAUCCCCGAUUUUGCUGACGUUUCAUCACCAAGGCUGUUCUCCACUCACCUUCCUUAUCAAGCAUUAGCUGAAUCAAUCAAACAAUCGAAUUCCCGAAUUGUUUAUAUAGCUCGCAAUCCUCUGGAUGUUAUUGUUUCGUUGUGGCAUUUCAUUACAAGUAAACCAGAGCGUGCUGAUUGGACUUUGGAGGAAUGUUUCGAGCAAUUUUGCAGAGGUGAAGAAGCGUAUGGACCCUUUUGGGAUCAUGUUCUUAGGUACUGGAAAGAAUCCUCGGAGAAGCCAAACAAAGUUUUGUUCCUCAAGUACGAGGACAUGAAGGAAAACGCAAAACCUCAUAUAAGAAAGAUGGCAGAAUUCAUGGGAUUUCCAUUUUCCGUGGAGGAAGAGACAGCCGGAGUCAUUGAGGAAAUAGCAAAGUUUUGCAGCUUGAGCAACCUAAAGGAUUUGGAAGUGAACAAGACAGGAACCCUGGCAGCCUCACCACGUCAGACUAAACCUUUCUUUCGGAAAGGUGAGGUGGGUGACUAUGUUAAUUAUCUCAGCAAUUCUGCAGUGGAACGAUUCUGUAAGAUCUUCGAUGAAAAACUGAGUGGUUCUGGCUUGACCUUUAGAAUGUCUUUGUCAGGAUAAAACUUGGUUAAGGAAACCAUGUAAAA
Molecule: messenger RNA, 968 nt
Organism: Theobroma umbraticum
Lineage: Eukaryota; Viridiplantae; Streptophyta; Magnoliopsida; Malvales; Malvaceae
Source: RefSeq, a predicted model, not a curated record